This is a messenger RNA of Sinocyclocheilus rhinocerous, 1439 nucleotides long. RefSeq lists its product as uncharacterized. The transcript is spliced from 5 exons. The coding region runs from base 264 to 1181 and encodes 305 amino acids. The record is from RefSeq and is a predicted model, not a curated record. NCBI's taxonomy places the organism in Eukaryota, Metazoa, Chordata, Actinopteri, Cypriniformes, Cyprinidae.
GAAACGACCGCAGCUCUGCCGUGUGUUGCAUUACGCAAGCGGCUCAUAAUCAGCAGUGGAGCAGCAACGGAGGACAAACACACAGCAGCGCUGCAUGAGAGUUAGCGUAACUCCCUCUCUCUCCCCCUCUCUCUCUCUCUGUCCCUGAGCGAACAGCCUGCGUUUGGCUUCUGAAGCGCAGGAGAGUUUCUGGAGUCGCCAAGGACCAGCGGACAUGAGCGACUGACAUUCACACUUUCCAUCUUAUUUUUAAGCAGACUUCGAUGGCUUUGAAGGAGAGCCGCGUCACCUGGGGCUUUCUGUUGUGGUCUGUGACGUGGAGCUCGGCUUGGACUUUUACGCCACAUGAAGGGUCUGCGGUCAGUCCCAUAUUUCAUCGCACCACUCCACCUGCCACCAAGAUGGGGAUGAACAGCACUGAGACCCCUACGAGCAACUAUAUAGGCCUGAGCUGCACGUCACUGCUUCCCCCUCAGCGAGGUUCUUUCUAUGUAGAGAAGGGCAGUGGGAUGUCCGUAGGAACUGUUUUGGCGUUCUGGUGCCUCGAGGGAUACCAGCUGGUGGGCAGCGAGAAGAUCACCUGUGUCCUGCGUAGCGACACCACUCAGUGGAGCAACUACCCACCCGACUGUGAGGCCAUUCCUAAACCGGAGGACCGCGGGCUGAGAGUGGCCGUGCUGGCAUCGGUAGUGAGCAGCAUCGUCAUCCUCGCCAUGUCCGUGUCCUUCAUCAUCUGCUGUCUGCAGGAGCGCAUGAGCAAAGAGAGGGCAGAACGGACAGACGGACGGGGCAGGAUUAGAGACAAGCGCAAAUCGUCCUGGAAGAGCGAGUGCUGGCUGAAGAGAGACGAAGGAGACUGGGAAGCUUUUCCACCACCUAAAAUUUACAACCUUUCCCAGCAUCUUGACCCCCGUCUGACCCCUGAGAGCCCGGUUUAUAUGGGGGGACUAGCUGGUUAUGAUAACCGCGGGUAUCAGAGGAGUCAGGAAAACCUCCUGAAAGCUCCUCUUCCUGGUCUUUACCGUACGGAAAGCCAGAUGUACCCGCAUGUGGUCCUGCAGAGGGUUCCCACACCCACAGUGCCGAGUGUACCCAGCGCGCCCGUCUACCUCCGCCUCUCCACCCCUCCGCCCACAGAAAGCCCCAGCGAGCAGCCCGCUCCACAGCGUCUGUGGCCAUAGAAACACUUUUAUUCAGAACUUUUACAACUGUCGCCAUGGCGACGGAUUACGGCCCCUACGUGCGAACAGCUCCUGGGGUUCAGAAAACCAAGAGAAAUGAUGGACUCAAGCUAGAGCCACCUAGAUCCCCUCACACAGCUAGAUCUAGAUGUUGGACCAGGUGUGGGUCCAAAUGUAGUUACAUUUAGUAUGUUGCAUAUGCGAGGAGAUUUCUGAAUGACUCGAAGGAGGCCCGUUGUGUAGUUUCCUGGAGAGGAA